Molecule: messenger RNA, 1602 nt
Organism: Williopsis jadinii
Lineage: Eukaryota; Fungi; Ascomycota; Saccharomycetes; Phaffomycetales; Wickerhamomycetaceae
Gene: CBP1
Product: Cbp1p
Exons: 1
Coding region: 1-1602 (533 amino acids)
Source: RefSeq, a predicted model, not a curated record
AUGAGGUCUUUGGCCAGGCAUAACGACGUUGUGUUAUUCCUCAAAGUACUGAAGUCGUUAGAUGGUGAUAUCGGAAUAGAAAGUGCUAAAAUGAGCUCUAAACUGACCACAUCGAAAACAGCUGACCAGAGAGAGACGAUGGAGCAUAUCAUCGUCGACAUGUGUCUUCACUGGGAUAACGGGUUAUUGGCUGCGUCAACUGUGCUGAAGCAUCAUUAUCCCGAAGUUAUAGUUAAGAGGGUGCUGGAUUAUCUACUGCUGAAGGACCCGAAGAACGAUGAAAUUGCACUGGAUCUCAUCAUGAAGAUCACGUCAAAGUACAACUGGAAGUUCGACGUAUACCACACCAGCCAGAUUCAGCAAAAGAUCUUAGCGUUAUACACCAAUAAGAGCGUGCUAUCAAAACUCACAAGGUUCUUCUCAAACCAUAUAAAGGCCUCAAAUAACGAUUUUGAAGUUAGAAGCACUUACGAGUUGAUUUUGAAUGAUGCAUCUAUACAUAACAGAGCUGGUAUGUAUCGGAACUGGAGAAGAAUUUCACAGGUAUAUUCCAACAUCAUGGACUAUGAUCUUCAAGUUGUAUCUAUAAUGAUCAAGGAGUUCUUAAAGUCUAAGGGAUACCAAAAGCUUGCACAAGACUUGAUACAGAGGAUCCCACAUGAGCAUUACACGCAUCCCUUUUUGGUAGAUUCUAUCAUGCGAUACGCAAUCUUACAGAACGAUAUCGAUAUGAUAAACGAUAUCGUUGAAAACCUGGAAACUCCAGUUCCACGGCCAGUUCUAAGUACCUUGUUGAAAAUGAAUAUGAAGCUGGGAGACUACCAAGGACUGGAGAGGAUUAUGUCGCAGAUCUCUCACUCAGGUAUGGAGAGUAAAGACUACGCUAUAAUAGUCGAUGGACUACUACAGAAGGGGGAUCUCAUGGACGCCAUCAGCUUUACGCAUGGAAUUCCACAACAGUUAUCCCAUUCUGCAUACCUGAGGAUUGUGAAUCAUCUGGUUUCCACAAAGGGACAGUUCCAUGAGCGAGAGUUGGUGAUUGUACAAGAUAUUGUUGAUAAAUGUCGAUCAAUGUUUGAAUUGACACAUCCAUUCUGGACCAUGUUGAGCUCCCUUUAUAUAAGAUACCUGACGAAGACCUUUGGGUACGCAGGCGUUUGGAAGUCCAAGAUGAUCUAUGAACGCUCAACACAGGAUUUCCUUUUGGAUGCGUAUUCACGCCUUGGGUUGAAGUCUCCUGUUAUGAGCACAGACAUAUGUCGGAACCCAUGGGGUGUUCAAGAACAGCAACAUCUCAUAAGACUGUCAAUUGGGCUACAAAGCCGGAUUAUUGUCGUGAAGACAAUCUUUGACAAGGCAAGAAAACAUAAUAUGAGAGAGGUGAUGGAUUGGGCUCUAUUAGAGCUCGUCGAACUGGGGAUGUCACCGGAAGACCUAAGAAUUGACAUAACGAGAUGCUACAAUAGAGAUGCUGCACAAGUUGGAUUUAGAGAAAGUGAUAGUGAACAGCAGUUCAAGAGAAUCUGGACAAAGGGGUGCGACUACUCCGUAAAAGAGUGUGAACCAUUGCAAAAAUAUGAACGCACUAUGUGCGGAAACUAA